AUGGUGGCUAUCUCUGAUUUUCGUAAGGGAACCAUAGCCUUAAUCAUUCUAGGUAUUGGUUCCGUCUAUUUUACGUUAUAUCUUAGUAUGUAUAGAGAAAACUCAUAUUUAUCACCAUCUCGUACCGGUGUCCAGCACCCCACGACUCACGGACAUCCAACAUCACAAACAAAGCCAUUAAGUUCAGUUAGGAUAACUGACUUUCGUACUUCAGAUAAACUUGUGGUUUUCCCUACUGAAUUCCAUGAAUCUGAUUUAAAGAAGGCAUAUACUUCAACAUUUGGAGAUAUUCCUAAAGGUUCAAAAUUGAUUAGAUAUAGUUAUCAAUCUCAAGAUAUCUUACUGCAUCAAUUUAAAAGUGUUCCUCAUAACUCAUUUAAUGAAAAGGGAUCGAAUUUUUCUCCAUAUACAAUGACAUUUUUCAAUUCAUUUACAAAUAUUGAGAGUGAAAUGGAUCAAUGUUCGAAACUUGAAAAUGAUGUUGAAUUUGAUGUUAGUAAAUCUCAAUUUCUUGACACUACAUUACAUGAUAUUAUUAAGCAAUUCAGAGAUGAUAACUCUGCUUAUUAUCAAGAAAUCAAGCCUAUUUGGGGUGAAACUAUCGAUAAACAACUUGAAGAAGGUCUGAUAGAUCAAUAUUGGUUCCGAUUAGCAGGAAGUUCAGUAUGGUUGGCUCAAUAUGGAGUUCAUUUUAUGGUUAGUAGAGUAUUAUAUUCAGCAGAAAAGGUUAGAAAUGUUCCAAAUAUUUCAUUCCUUUAUAUUCAAUUAUUUAAUGAAAAUUGGCAAGAACUUACCAAUACAGAAUUGAUUGUCCCUACCAAUGAUCCUUAUAGGGCAAAUGAUCCACAUCUUGAUACAGAAGAUUUUAUUCAUUAUUAUAAAUUCAAAGCACCUGGAUUCUUACCAGUUGCUCAUUAUGUCAAUGAUAUGACAAGAUUUUAUGGACCUGAAGAUCCAAGAAUUUUACUUGUGAAGAAUAAGUUAGGUUAUGAAGAACCAUUAGUUGUUUUCAAUGCAUUCCAUAGGAAGGUGAAAGGAAUUGAAACUGAUGGAGAAGGAACUUCCAAAUAUAGUUUUGAAACUUAUAGAUCAAUGUUUAUGUGUUGGCCAUGGCAAUUUCAAUUUGGUAAAAAGAAUGUUGAUGGGAUUUCAAAUGAAAAUACUGAUAUGAAUUUAUAUUCAAGAGUACAUGAACUUAGAAGAAAGGGUGCCGAAAGAAUGAAAACUCAAAAGAAUUGGACUCCAUUUGUCAGUUAUGAUGAUAGAAUUCAAAAUGGUGAAUAUGAUUCUCAUGUGUAUUUCAUCUAUAGAUGGAUUAAUUUGGAGAUUUUGAAGUGUGACGUUUCUGAUUUAACAUUUGAUCAACCUCUGCAAUGUACCUUUGCGUAUCGUAUGGAUGAAAAUCUUGCCAUUGAUGCUCCCGUUGGAGCUAUGAGAGGUGGUACACAAAUGGUAAAUGUUGUUGAACUUCUUCAUGACACUUAUCGUAAUCAGAUUGAUAUUGUAGAACCAAUAAUUGAAUCAAUCCCACCAAAUAGAGAAAUUUGGAUUGGAUUUGCAAGAGCUCAUUUGACCUAUUGUGGAUGUGGGAAAGAUAUGUACAGACCAAACUUUGCCGUGAUGAUUCGAGAAGACGACAAGUUUAAGAUUCAUACUAUUAGUUCAUUCCUGUCAUUCAAUAUUGAAGUAUUUGGUUGGGACAUGAGUCAACCAGAUGUAUCCUGUGAUGAUGAUGGUCCAAGUGCACUUAUUCCUAAUGGAAUUUCCCUGUGGUACAUUCUGACUGAAAGUUCAAAGAAGGAUGGUAUUAUUGACUUUUUGACAAUGUCUUUCAGUGUUUCUGAUUACACAGUACAAAUUAUCCAUCUUAAGGGUGUUUUGAGAGCACUCCUUACACUUGACAAGAAAAAUCCGAAUAAAUUAUUCGGACAUGGUGGUAGUGUGGAAAUUGGAUACAAUGAUGAUAAUAUCAAUUGUGCAUUAGAAGAAUCGAAACAUUUUUGUUCUUUAUAUGGAGAUGUAUUUAAUGAGAAGAUGAAUCCAAACAACAACGAAGAAGAAGAAAAGAAGAAGGAAGAAGAUGAAAAGAAGAAGGAAGAAGAUGAAAAGAAGAAGGAAGAAGAUGAAAAGAAGAAGGAAGAAGAAGAAAAGAAGAAGGAAGAAGAUGAAAAGAAGAAGGAAGAAGAUGAAAAGAAGAAGGAAGAAGAAGAAAAGAAGAAGGAAGAAGAUGAAAAGAAAAAUGAAGAUGAAGAAAAGAAGAAAAAGGAAGAAGAGGAAAAAAAGAAAAAGGAAGAAGAAGAAAAGAAGAAGAAGGAGGAAGAUGAAAAGAAGAAAAAGGAGGAAGAUGAAACUAAGAAUAAGGACGAAUAA
Molecule: messenger RNA, 2370 nt
Organism: [Candida] anglica
Lineage: Eukaryota; Fungi; Ascomycota; Pichiomycetes; Serinales; Debaryomycetaceae
Source: the annotation of a GenBank genome assembly